UCAGUGUAUGUUUUUAUAAUUUCAGGAGAGCAUGUACAUCUGGUAGAAAAUGAGAUACAGGCUCAUAUAGACCUCGUAGUGAGUAACUGUGAGAGGUUAGAUAUCUUGGUAAACAAGGAACCACCAACACGAAGAAGUAAUGCCAAAAUGAAAGCUGAUCAGUUAAAAUAUGAUUGCCAGCACUUACAGUCGGCACUUCGUCAACUUCAGCAUAGAAGAUAUCAGAAAGAACAAGAAGAAAGAGAUCGAGAAGCUCUCCUUACGCGGAGGUUUGAACGAAAUGACGCAGACACGACAAUAGCUAUGGAUGCUGCACUGCAACAUAACACAAAGCUUAACGAUGCAAAUCGUGAGAUGGACAACUUGUUAGGGCAUGGGUCAAGUUUAUUAACAAAUUUAAAAGAACAGCGUUACACUCUGAAAAAUGCACACAAAAAGAUUCUUGAUAUAGCAAAUACAUUAGGGCUUUCAAACACGGUGAUGAGAUUUAUAGAACGUCGGACAACACAGGAUAAAUAUAUUCUAUAUACUGGAAUGAUUGUGACAUGUAUAAUCAUGUUCCUAGCUUGGAAAUAUUUAACAUGAAUGAUGGAUUUGUGAAUAGUGCAAUUUUUUAAAGUCAGGAUUGACAUAUUUCUGGUAGUGAGGAUCGAUGGUCUCUGUUCAGGAGAACAGGCCUACAAAGAACAGAACUCUUAAGAAGUUAAAUCUAAUAUUUCUCAAUAGGAUGCAAAAAAAGUGCAAAGCAAAAAGUUCUAUCAACUUUAAAGUUUUCAGUAUUCCAGCUUAUAUGAAAUACACAGAAGUUACAUUUUGAUAGCAGAUUUUUUUGGUUUGUAACAUUUUUCCAAGCCUAGCAUUGUUUGCCAUUUAAUUAAAAGAUGGAAUGAGACAAUAAUUAGAGAUCUGUAAUUUUCCAAAGAUAUGCUUCUGCCUUGAAUGAUGUUUUAACUUAAAUUUUCAUAGAGAUUUGACAUAAGUUUUGUGUAAUCUUGUGUUUAAUCAAUGGGAAAAGAGAUGUUUAUUUUAUAUAUGCUAAAAUUUCCUGACCUUUAAGAAAUGAAAGUUUCAGGACUAAAUCCAGUGCUAUACAUUCCUGGCAUUUUUGAUUGACCAAUUUAUUAAAGCUCAAAUAUUACUUAUGUGUAGAAACAAAAUUCAAACAGCUUGAAUUACUUGUAAUUUAAACAGUUGUCAAUUUUUAACAAGUAAAUUAUGGCACUGAGGUCCAUAUAAUUAUAUUAUCAGGCUGUCUAGCGUCCCUAAAAUUCCUACUUUUUCCUAUUUUUUUUCAAUUUGGCUAAAAUUCCUAUUUUUUUUAAAAAAUCAAAGGAAAUUCCUAAAAAGGCCCUAUUUUUUCACAAAGAUUCCUAAUUUUUUAACUUUUUUGCAAUGAUCAAAAAGAGAAAAUGUUUUAAAUGUUGUUUAAAAGUUCUUCUAAUUCAGAAAAAAACAAUUUAGCACAGUUCAAAACAGUGGAAAGCUAGGAGACGUCUUUUCUGUAAAUAAAGCACUAUUUCUGAGUAACUUUUAUGUCAAUCACAUAAAGGUAAACACAUUACAUGGUCUUUAAAGUCCAUAUUUUGAUUUGAAAAUUCCUAAAUUUAGCCCUUAAAUUUCCUUAAAAUUGUACCAAAUUCCUAAUUUUAGCCCUAUUUUUUUGUACAAAUUGCCCUAAAAUUAGCCCUAAUUUAUUGUCGGGGUAUGCUAGACAGCCUGUAUUAUGCAAGUUUACUAGGCCCACAUUUCCGUUUUGGUCUUUACUAUAUACCUGUUAGUACACUAGCUGUUACGGACAAUGCUGUCAGAAUAUUAUUUGUUUUAGUAGACCAGAUUAAAACUAAACAUGGAGAAUACUAUAGUGAAAAAGAUUUAAUAUAUAAAAGAUGAUAAUUAUUUUUUUUUUUUCAUCUGUUGCAUUGGGUAAGUCACAGAAAUUUUAAUUUUUUUGCUGAGUACUCCAGAUCAAAAUGCUUAUCUCAUGAUGACAUCGGCUCUGAUUUGCAAAAGAAGUAGAUUUAUGAGUGAUUCAAAUGUGACAAUAACCUUCAACAAAAUGUGAAAUAAAUUUAUUAUCAUCUUAACAGAAAAGGUUUCUGUGACAUACAUUUUGGAGGGCAAAUCGCUCGACUAGUCUAAGAGGGGUUAUCCAGAAUUACAUGGACUUUUCUUCUAAUGAAUCAUUUCAUAUGAAUUUGUGUAAAGUAUGCUUUCAUAUUUUUUUUAGAAUUAUCACAUGAUUUUCUUACUGAUAGCAAGUCCAUAGUUUGCGCUACAGACUGGUUUUAAGAGUUCCACACUAAAUUUUACUGGGCUAAAGUCAAAACUUGAAGAAAAAAUAAUUUAGUCAUGUAAUAAAACACUGAAUGGCUUGCUGGUCAAUAAUUGUGUAUUAUUCCCUAUUUGCAACACAGCACAACCAUUGCCGUCCAUUUAUAUUUUCUAGUCACCAUAGCAACAGGUAAAUGCAAGCAGAUCUAACAACCCUGAACUGAAAAAUUAAUGUUGGUAACCAUGUUGACGGUAAUGUGUCAAGUUUUAUGGCAUUAUAUUAAGCAAGUGAUGAUUUCACCACUAUUCAGGUUUGCUUAUAAAUUGUCAUCGCAGAUUUCACUAUCUUAUAAAUGCAAAAUCAUUUGAUUUUGUCUGGGUUGAAUUACAGCAUACAUAUUUCAUACAGAGCUCAGAUCUAUGCUAGCAUACUGAAUAUCUGAUAGAGGAUAUGCAUGCAAAUAAGUACAUUGUCAUUCAGACCAAUUGUUCACCCCUUGAAUUUGUGUUUUGAAAGAAAUGCAUUCAAUCUUUGUUACAUGAUUAUUAUGUAAGCAUAUAAGAGCUGUUCAUUUUGCCAAAAUGAUUUUUAUGCCCCCCUUCAAAGAAGGAGGGGUAUAUUGUUUUGCAGAUGUCGGUCGGUCGGUUGGUCGGAAUGUAGACCAAUCCGUUUCCGGAUGAUAACUCAAGAACGCUUGGGCCUAGGAUCAUGAAAGUUGAUAGGGAGGUUGGUCAACACCAGCAGAUGACCCCUAUUGAUUUUGAGAUUAUGCCCCCCUUCGAAGAAGGAGGGGUAUAUUGUUUUGCAGAUGUCGGUCGGUCGGUCGGUCUGUCGGUCGGUCGGUUGGUCGGAAUGUAGACCAAUCCGUUUCCGGAUGAUAACUCAAGAACGCUUGGGCCUAGGAUCAUGAAAGUUGAUAGGGAGGUUGGUCAUCACCAGCAGAUGACCCCUAUUGAUUUUGAGGUCUGUAUGUCAAAGGUCAAGGUCACAGUGACCCUGAAUAGUAAAACGGUUUCCAGAUGAUAACUGAAGAACACUCAGGCCUAGGAUCAUGAAAGUUGAUAGGGGGAUUGGUAAUGGCCAGCAGAUGACCCCUAUUGAUUUUGAGGUCAGUAUGUUAAAGGUCAAGGUCACAGUGACCCUGAACAGUAAAACGGUUUCCGGAUGAUAACUCAAGAACGCUUAGGCCUAGGGUCACAAAAGUUAAUACUAAUAGGGAAGUUGGUCAUGACCAGCAGAUGACCCCUAUUGAUUUUGAGGUCAGUACGUCAAAGGUCAAGGUCACAGUGACCAGGAACAGUAAAGUGGUUUCCAGGCAAUAACUCAAGAACGCUUGGGCCUAAUGUCAGGAAAAUUAAUAGUUAGGUUGGCCAUAACCAGCAGAUGACUCCUAUUGAUUUUGAGGUCAUUAGGUCAAAGGUCAAAGUCACAUUGGCCAGGAACAGUUAAACGGUUUCUGAUCUUCUUGUCCAAAACCAUAGGGCCUAGGGCUUUGAUAUUUGGUAUGUACCAUAAUCUAGUGGUCCUCUAACAAGAAUGUUCAGAUUAUUUCCCUGAGGUCAAAUAUGGCCCCACCCUGGGGGUCACAUGGUUUAUAUAGACUUAUAUAUAGGAAAAAACUUUGAAAAACCUCUUGUCCAAAACCACAGGGCCUAGGGCUUUGAUAUUUUGUAUAUGACAUCAUCGAGCGGUCCUCAACUAAGAUUAUUCAAAUUAUUCCCCUAGGGUCAAAUAUGGCUCCGCCCUAGGGGUCACAUGGUUUACAUAGACUUAUAUAGAGAAAAACUUUGAAAAUCUUCUUGUCCAAACCACAAAGACUAUGGCUUUGAUAUUUUGUUAUGUAGCAUCAUUUAGUGGUUCUCUACCAAGUUUGUUCAAAUUAUCCGUCCAGGGUCAAAUAUGGCCCCGCCCCGGGGGUCAUAUGGUUCAGUUAGACUUAUAUAGGGAAAAACUUAGAAUCUUCAUGUCAGUAACUUACAUCAUUCAAAUUUGGACCACAUGUAUAGUUUUGAGUAGCAAGAUGAACCUUGACAUGAGUUGACCUUGAUCUUGACCUAGUGACCUACUUUCACAUUUCUGUGCAUACAGCCUUCAAAUUAGGACCACAUGCAUAGGUUUGUGUACAGAAAAAAACUUUGACCUUGUUAUUGACCUAGUGACCUACUUUCACAUUUUUGAAGGUACAGGCUUCAAAUUUGGACCACAUGCAUAGUUUUUUGUUCCAAAAUAAAAUUUGACCUUGAUUUUGACCUAGUGACCUACUUUCACAUUUCUCAAGCUACAGCCUUCAAAUUUGAACCACAUGCAUAGUUUUGUGUACUGAAAUGAACUUCGAUCUUGAGAUUGACCUAGUGACCUACUUUCACAUUUCUGAAGGUACAGGCUUCAAAUUUGGAUCACUUGCGUAGUUUUGUGUUCCGAAAUAAAAUUUGACCUUGAUUUUGACUUUGUGACCUACUUUCACAUUUCUCAAGCUACAGCUUUCAAAUUUGGACCACAUACACAUUAUUUUGUACCAAAAUGAAAUUUGACCUUGAUUUUGACCUUGAACAAGUCUUGAAAUUUGGAACAUUCAAAAAUGGCUCAGUGGAUGGCGCCAAGAUCACUCUGUAAUCUCUUGUUAGGUUAAUAAGUUAAAGGUCAAGGUCAGAUUAAACCAGAAUGAACUUUUGUUUACAGUGAGCAUAUAAUUUCUGUUCCUUGUGCAAUUACUGAAUGCAUCAAGGGGGCCAUUUCGUGUUUGACGAGCUCUUGUUUUUUAUAUAUUUUCAUUUGUAUUUAUGCAUUAAAUGAUACCAAUCAAAGCUAAA
Messenger RNA from Mercenaria mercenaria, 5082 nucleotides. Its product is annotated as Golgi SNAP receptor complex member 2-like. The record is from RefSeq and is a predicted model, not a curated record. The annotation marks the transcript as partial. Gene Ontology annotation, cellular component: late endosome membrane; ER to Golgi transport vesicle membrane; endoplasmic reticulum membrane. NCBI's taxonomy places the organism in Eukaryota, Metazoa, Mollusca, Bivalvia, Venerida, Veneridae. Gene Ontology annotation, molecular function: SNARE binding; SNAP receptor activity. The transcript is spliced from 2 exons. Gene Ontology annotation, biological process: vesicle fusion; intra-Golgi vesicle-mediated transport.